This is a messenger RNA of Tarenaya hassleriana, 2127 nucleotides long. RefSeq lists its product as uncharacterized. The transcript is spliced from 12 exons. Gene Ontology annotation, biological process: rRNA processing. The record is from RefSeq and is a predicted model, not a curated record. Gene Ontology annotation, molecular function: metalloendopeptidase activity. Bases 104 to 1894 code for a protein of 596 amino acids. Lineage: Eukaryota; Viridiplantae; Streptophyta; Magnoliopsida; Brassicales; Cleomaceae.
UUAGAAAACGCUUUAUUGUAAAACACUCCCUCAAAGUCUCCAAACGUCAUUUUCCGAACCACACCACAAACGCCAAAAACUUUGGAAGGCCUUCUCCUCUUCCAUGCCCUCCCGCGUCUACCCUAUCCUCCGCCAUCUCCGCCUCUCCUCCCCGGAGACGCGUACAAUGUCACGCAACGAUCUCCUCCUCCAUGCGCGUCUCCCUCAAUCCUUCGGUGGCUUCAGCUCCUUCCGCUCCUUUCCCAGAGGCGCUGUUGUGAGCUUCGCGAAUCGUCUCGAUGUUUCUUGGCCUUCGCCGCCGUCGUUGUUCGGACGGAGAUUCCAUUCAUUUUCCAUCAGAGGAGGAAUAGAAUGGAAGACCCCAGUGCCUGUAGGUCGGGUGUUUGCGCAGAGGAGAGAGUACAGGAAGGUGAGAAGGAGAUUGCCGAAGAAGAAGCAGGCCGAGUUGGAGCUCAGCGUCAGCAUAUGCAUCGAGGAACAGUUGCCGGAUGACCCCGACAUUCUGGGUAUUGCAGAAAUGCUCCGUCUCAAUGUCCCAACAGCAAUGAAGUUAGCUCUCGAUCGGCUAAAAGAUUCUGAGUAUAAAACACGAGAAACUGCCAUAGGAGAUGUCGGGGGAUUUGAAAGUGUGGAAUUAUCCGUCAUGCUUUGUAAUGAUGAGUUUAUCUGUAAGCUGAACAAAGAGUGGAGGGAUGAAGAUCAUGCUACAGAUGUGCUUUCCAUGUCACAACAUAUUCCCGAACUGAAGCUUCCAGUGCUUAUGAUGGGAGAUAUUGUCAUUUCUGUUGAUACGGCUGCAAGGCAGGCAGAGGAAAGGGGACACACUCUUCUUGAUGAGAUACGAAUCCUUGUGAUUCAUGGGUUGUUACACCUGUUGGGAUUCGAUCACGAGAUCAGUGAAGAGGCUGAGAAUGAGAUGGAGGAGGAGGAGGAGUUGCUGCUAAAGAACCUUGGGUGGAAAGGGAAAGGACUCAUUCAGAGUGCAUAUGAUUCAGAAAAUUCUGCUAAACCUCAGCUAGAAAAUACAAUAGACAGGACGAAAGGGGGCAGUUUAAGAUUCUACAACCCGAAGUUCAGAUAUAUAUUCUCUGAUAUGGAUGGCACACUGCUUAACAGCAAAAGUCAAAUUUCAGAGACUAAUGUAAAAGCUCUAAAAGAAGCCAUGUCUAGGGGGCUAAAAGUUGUGAUCGCUACCGGAAAGACUCGUCCAAGUGUGAUUAGUAUCUUGGAAAAGGUUGAUCUAGCUGGUCACAAUGGCAUUGUUUCGGAGUUAUCUCCAGGUGUUUUUGUACAGGGUCUACUUGUCUACGGUAGACAGGGGAGGGAAGUUUUUAGAGGAAACUUGGAUCCAAGCGUCUGCAAAGAGGCGUGCCUUUACUCUCUAGAUCAUGGAAUUCCUAUCAUCGCAUUCAGCCAAGGUCGUUGCUUGACACUAUUUGAACACCCGCUCGUUGAUUCUCUUCACACCAUAUAUAAAGAGCCAAAGGCUGAGAUCAUGUCAUCGGCGGAGCAGCUCAUAGGUGCUGCCGACAUUCAGAAGGUGAUUUUUUUGGACACAGCCGAGGGUGUAUCUUCCGUUAUCCGUCCAUAUUGGUCGGAAGCAACAAGAGACCGUGCCAGCGUCAUUCAAGCACAGGCAGACAUGCUUGAGGUUGUCCCCCUAGGAACCUCUAAAGGAAAUGGCGUAAAACUCUUACUGGAUCAUUUGGGUGUUUCUCCAAACGAGAUAAUGGCGAUAGGGGACGGGGAAAACGACAUUGAGAUGCUCGAGAUGGCGGCUCUCGGGAUCGCUCUAAGCAACGGGUCCGAGAAUACAAAGGCCGUGGCCAAUGUGGUUGGCCUCAGCAACGAUGAAGAUGGUGUUGCUGAUGCCAUUUACAGGUAUGCCUUCUGAGACAACAUCAAGAACAAGAGAGAGGAGCACAACGUUUCUCCUAUUUUAAUUUAACAUUAAACAUCUUCGAAGAGAAAUGAGAAUUGAUUUUUUUGGUCUAAUUAAAGUAAACCAAAAUUGAUGUUUCGAGAGAACAUGACAGGAUUGAGGCCGGUUAUUUCCGGUACAGGUAACUGUGCAUCUCGUUAUUCAUUCUGUUGGUAUGUUAGUUUAAAUGCCUGACAAUUUUUUUA